This is a messenger RNA of Cheilinus undulatus (humphead wrasse), 5984 nucleotides long. RefSeq names its product insulin-like growth factor binding protein 3 (gene igfbp3). The transcript is spliced from 4 exons. NCBI's taxonomy places the organism in Eukaryota, Metazoa, Chordata, Actinopteri, Labriformes, Labridae. Gene Ontology annotation, biological process: regulation of insulin-like growth factor receptor signaling pathway. Gene Ontology annotation, cellular component: extracellular region. Gene Ontology annotation, molecular function: fibronectin binding; insulin-like growth factor I binding; insulin-like growth factor II binding. The record is from RefSeq and is a predicted model, not a curated record. The coding region runs from base 188 to 1048 and encodes 286 amino acids.
AUUAUUCAUACGGAGGGAGGAGGGUGUGACUUGUUGGCUCUUUUUUCCGCCUGUAUAAAACGAGAAGUUCGCGAAAAAGAAAAUACAGAUGGAGAAGGCUAGCCGGCUCGCUGUGUCACAGAGAGUCCCCUUAAGCCUGCGUGACAACUCUCAUACUGUCCCUUUGUGACCAGCUCAAAUCGGCACAAUGCCCGCUCUCUGUGUGCUUUGUCUGGCCGCCGCGCUGGCUGCGUUCACCCGGCUCGCCGGCACCGUGGGUCCCGUGGUCCAAUGCGAGCCGUGCGACGCCGGGGCGCUCCUGCAGUGCAAGCCUCUGCCCAAGGACUGCGCGGAGCGGGUGAGGGAGCCCGGCUGCGGCUGCUGCAUGACGUGCGCUCUGGGUGAGGGACUGGCGUGUGGAGUGUACACGGGGCGCUGUGGAUCCGGCUUGACCUGCCAGCACCAGCCCGGGGAGAGCCGACCUCUGCAAGCCCUGCUGGAGGGACGAGGAGUGUGCUCCAGCGCUGCGUCCAAGAAGCUCAAGAGCAUUCUCAUUCCCGCGCAAAGACAAGAGAAUGCCAGAAAUCAGGUAGAAGAAGGCGGUGCCAAUGGAACCACGGCGGGGACCAUACUGCCCAGCGUUGGGACAGUGAAGGGCGGGCACAGUCAAGGGUCAGUGGACACCAGGCCGCAGCUGCACAACAAACUGAUCGAGAAGGAUCAGAACAGGAAGACGCAUAGCUACAAGGUGGAAUCAGUGUCAGGAGGAGCCAAUAUGGACAUGCACAACUUCUCCCUGGAGAGGAAGAGGGAGACUGAGUAUGGGCCGUGUCGGCGGGAGAUGGAGAGCAUCCUGAGCAGCCUUAAAAUCAGCAACGUGCUUAACCCGAGAGGCUUCCGCAUACCCAACUGUGACAGAAAAGGCUUCUACAAGAAAAAACAGUGCCGUCCAUCCAAAGGAAGGAGGCGGGGCUACUGCUGGUGCGUGGACAAAUACGGGCAGUCUCUUCCAGGGUACGACGGCAGGGAGCGAGGCGAGACACAGUGCUACAACCUGGAGAGCAAAUGAGAGGACAGAGGGAGGACAAGGGGGGAGGGAGGGGGAGAAAGAAAAAGAGCCUACUUUGCUCUUGCAUGUAGUUUUAUGUAAACAUUUAGAGGGGGCUCUGGACCUUUGAUUCAGGUCCCAUUUCUGUCAGAGAGUAUGAGAGAGAACAAGGGGAAGGGGACGGGAGGGACAGGCCGAGCCUCCUGUCCAUCACAGCUAUAUGUCCCGUGCUUUGGGAACCUCUAUCCUUUCUUAAAAAACAAAAUAAAUAAGCUGAAAGCUAAGAGAGAAGGGGAAGAAAGAGAGAAUCCUACCAUCUGCACUAUUCUUUUAGAGAGAGAGGAAGGAGGGACUUUUCCACUCACUUUAAAGAGGACUUGUUUGUGACUGUGACCCGAAAAAAAAACACACCACCACCAUUUCUAUUGUGUGUCUGUCUGUGUGAGUGUCUUAAUGUGUGAGUACCUGCAUAACAUACGUGUGCACAGCUGCAUGUCUGUGCGAGAUGGCAUGCAAGAUGGUGUGCACUUUCCCAAAAGUGUUUAUUUAUGUAAAUACUGUAUGUCACUUAGCUCAGUGUAGAAACGUCUGACUGCCCCUCCCUAGCCCUGCUCCAUUAAACAAUGCAGAAACAUAAACACUCUCCGGCUCAGGGUCCAUCUUGAAGUGAAGGAUUAUGGGGUAGCAGGGCUUUGACUUCUUAUCCAGGGCCGUCCUUGCUGCCUCCCUCUCUUGCCAUGCUGUUGGGAGGGAGUGGAGGCAAACCGUGCAGUUACAGUGCCUUAAAAACAGUCCACACCUCCCCUUCACCUUCUGCAUCGACCUGAAAACCCACCUUUGUCGUAUCAAAUACUCGCCCACAGGAAUCUUGAAGUAUCUCUGAAGGCAACAGCUGCAACUAGCUUGGGUUUUAGCAGCAGCAGUAGAUUCUUCCUAAUAAGACCACUAACUUUGUGGUGCUAGAAUUCCUAGAUGUAAGGUCACAAGAGUGUAAAGAUUAAGGCAUGCAUUUGACUAUAGACAAACCACAGUAGAAUUAAAGGUGAGUUAGAAUGAAAUGUGCCAAUAUUAGCUUGGUUCAAACCUCUGAAUUGCUGCCCACAUCUCAGAUAGUUUGCGUCAUUCAAGAGUCUUAUUUCAAGCUUAUUGAAGGCUGAUUACCACGUUAAGUAAAUGAGCUAAUCUGAGAUUUUUUUUUUUUUUUUUAAUGCCAUGGGACAGGGUAAAGAAAGACAUGCCCAAUCACUCUAUACUCCAUGGUGCUUUUGCAGAUUUGUUCUUUCAGUAUUUUGAGGAUAAAGACUGCUUUUUUCUAAUGAACAGAAGUAUCAAAAAGUGUGGAAACCUCAUGAUCUUUAGUCCUGUUUUAACCACAAAAGAUUGGACAAAUUGGUUGCUCAUCAUCAGUUCCAUCAAUUUUUCCCAUUGUUGCCCAAUGUAUUUGUGCAAUUUAAACAGUGUGCAGGAGUUUGCCAGCAAUUGUGAGUGAUAGCCAGGCCCUGAGGCAUUUUCUCUUGAAGAUUCUAAGGGAUUGUGUCCAUUCCGACUCAAGGAUGAAUUUAUUACAUUUUGAAGAGAAAAGGUCAAAGUCACAGGGCCAUGUGUUCACCCCUUACUUGUGAAACUGAUGUCCAUGGCCCUAGAAAUGUGCUGCAGGCUACUUGUAGCUCUCUUUGCAUUGCACAUUUGUGCUUUUAACUCUGGAACUCAUAUUUGCAAUGAAUUUAUUGCGGCAACAUGUUUGUGUUUAGCAUCAGGCUUCAUCACUACUUGCAAUGGGUGCUGCUGGUAUAGCGGUUAGCUUGAAUGUAGCUAUAGCAUAGUGGCAGUUUGAUCAAAACUGGACCACAUUUCUUGAUUAAAACAAGAGCAAAGAGCCAACGGAAAGAGGUUUUCAGUCAUCUCUGAGCAAGCUUCAGCAUGCAGCCCUUACAGGUGAAGUUCUACAAUAAGCUGGUGUAUACAAUGGCUGCUACCAAUGUAGGGAUUAGCUUGGAUGUAGCUGUAGAAAAGCGUCAGCUUUAGCAGACCACAACCACAUUUCUUUGUUAAAACAUGAGCAAAGAGCCACACCAAGCCUGCUCUAGGCAGUAAAGAGGUUUCUGUACGUCUCCCUGACUUUUGGCCACUGACAGGCUCUACUUUUCAUAAACUACAAGUCUUUGUCUGGUCACUCUGGCCCAUCAUGAAUGUGACAGGCAGGAUGCUCCUCCAGUCACUUUCAGAGAUUUUCUUUAGUAGUUAUUUCCAAAAGGCUUUGUAUGGGAGGUUUCCCAGAUGGAUGUGAAACAUAUCCAUGCAAUGGACAUACCUGCACGUCUGCAUAACUGCACAAAAAUUGUUGUGCAAGCUUGAUCUUUUUGGCAUAGUGAAAGGAGGUGCCACCUUCAACAUGGCACAUGACCCAUAGUGCAAAGGAAUGUCAUAAUGGCAUAAACAUUUAAGGUAGACUUAACCUGGAGCUAUCAUAGUGUUAAACAAUGGUGUAUGCUCAUGUAAAAGACAGAAGUCCUCAAACUUUUCCACAUAAUUCUUCUUCACUAUGCAUUAAGGAUAUCUACUGACAUCUCACAGUAUUGGAUAUCUUUUUGCCUGUAGUAUCUAAAUUGAAGGCCAAAUACUGUCUUCUGAUCAGGCAGUGCAGCAAUAGAGAGCAGGUUUUUCCAUGGCAGCAUCUGUCGUUUCUUUGCUGGGAUGAUAUAAAAACAGGGGAUCAAUGCUUUCUUAUGGGGUAGACUUUACCUACAUGGCAUUUAUUUUUGGGCUUUUUAUGCCUUUAUUCAGAGAGAAGGACAGUGGAUAGUUGGAAAUAGGGACAAGAGAGCAAGGAAUGGCAUGCAAAAUAGAAGCCAUAGGUCGGACUUGAACCCGAGUCGCCCAUGUAAAUUGGGCGUGACCUAACCACUAAGCCAUCUAUACCAACAUUUUAAAUCUCUGGAUAUAUUUAAACAAUUUUAACAACACCAAAGUGAGACACAAUUUAAAGGCAUUAGUUUUAGCGUUAAGAAGUUUUUAAGGAUUUCUUAACUAUUCUAGGCUGCCAAUUUAGGUAUUUAUGUGUUGAACUGGCAGCAUAUAGGGCUCAUGAAUAAAAUGUAGUGGUAAAUACUCUGGAAGGCAGAAGGAUACAUCAUAUCAAAGGCAUUGCAUCUGAUAUCCUAGCUUAAUCCAGCUGCUGCUCUUAGUGAAGGAGUUACAAGCUCUUCUGUGGUGCUAACAGAGGCGAGUGUCUGACACAACAGUGAUAGGUUUCAGGUUAGUUAUAUUUGAGAUGCUCAUAUGCUAUCUUAAAUGUUCAGUUUACUUAGAUCAGUGGUCUUCUGUUUCUCUCCCAUCCCCACCCCUCUGUAGCUCCAACCUUCUCACCUGUGUCCUCACGUCCUCAUCUGUCCUGCAGCCUUUAUGUCGAGUUCCUCUCAUACAUGUCCAUACCUACUUUCUAACACUUCGUCCUCGUUUGCGUGCCUGAUCCCGUCCAGCCUCACUAACCCUCACCGUUACUCCUCGCUCCAACACCCGGCCCUCCUCCGGUCCUCUUCCUGUCAGCGGUGCAUCCUGGUGUAGGCUUGUUUGAACGGGGCGGUACAGCCCCGGUGUGACCGGCACCGCCCCGCUGCAGGUGCCAGCUGCCCCUAUUGCUUCAAGCACAAGCACUUAAAGCACUUUAGCUGCGCCGCUACUCGUCAAUGCAUGCAGUUAAAGACAAUUGGACCUAUCUGCAUCUGCAUACCUUUCCUUGGAGGUAAGGCCAGAUGAAACAGUGUGAUACUGUAAGACAACAAUAAUAGUGGAGUGAGGAGAGAAAGAAAGAAAAAGCUACACCAGGACUUCUGACAGCAAAGUAAGCGAAACACCCCUCAGAAAUUUUCCAUUCAAUGCAACUAUUUUCUUUUUUUGUUGUUGUUGUUUUUGUUUCUUUGAAAAACGCUUGUAUGAUCGUAUGCCAACAAAUCUCCACGAGGUGGACACAGCACCAAAUAUGCAUUCACACAAGUGGUAGGGGGUCUGAGGGAGGAGGCGGCUUCCUGACCCGAUGCUCUCCCACAUCCUGUGUAAAGACUUGAACAGUGGAGAGAGUGCCGACGAAGAAUGCUCACCCAGUAGCUCGGUAGCAUGAAAUCGGCUGUACACUUUCUUUGAUAGACAGCAGCAACUCACAACCAGCCUGUUGGUGCUAAAUCCCAUCUAUUCAAAGACUUGAUGUAAAGGGAGGAACAUACAUACAAAUAUGUUUAAGCUAUUCCCUCCUGAAUAUUUGUGUGUCUUUUUAUAUAUAUAUAUAUUAUUAUUAUUUCCUGGCCAGCUAUGUGUCUGACUAGACAUCAUGUACAGUACUUAAAAAUGAAAAUUAUUUAUCUAAGAAAGAAUUAUAAGCUGAUCCAAACUAGGUUUUCUGAUGAACAAUUCAGUGACUCACCGAUUGCACAGCAAAGUCUCUAUGAUUCAGUGUAUUUUGGGGAAUAUAAUCACUAAUGAAUGUUUUAUUUUUUAAUGAAUCUCUUCCUUCUGUUGCUCAGCAGUGUCAGUUUUAAGCUCAGCACCCAGCAGGCAAUAUUCAGCCUCAGGGGGCAAAAAAACAAAAAAAAAAUCUGUCAGUCAGUCACUCAGGUCUCUGGUCACCUUAGGUCACUGCUCUUCACAGCCAGUGAACCUCUCACCUCUCAGUCCGUCACUUCUCUCCAUGCAUGCUGCGCCAUCCCGCCUCAGUCCGUCAGUGCAGAGCCACAGUCACGCUUCUCAAAACGUCACUUUUUCAUUUAUUUUCCCUGCUGGUCACGUUAAGAAUCUCUCUGUUCACGGGUAAAAUGUAUUUUUGUUUUUCUUCUCAAGUUUAUCCUUCGAGUUUUUUUGAUUCAUGAUACUAAACUAGAAAUCACACAGCUAUUAUUUUCUCUGAGAAAGGAAAUGAUUUUGAUUCAAAGUAUAAUUUGUAUUUAAUGUCUUUUUUAAAUAAAAA